UGUUAUAAUCUUAUCAUCUGCAGUGAUUAUGUUAUGUUGUUGCUCGGUUUCAGCGUUUCAGUAAAAACAACUGAGACUGCUUGACGUUGUUUCAACAAUUGUGCACAAAAACGGCACAAUCUGUCUGCGUUAUCAGCAAUGGACGGUGUACCCGAGGAAGCCCCAGAGCCCUUGCAGCUUGAGCCAUGUGACAUCUGCGGCCGUAACUUCGCUGAUUAUGUUCUGCCAAAACACAUCAAGAUUUGUGAGAAGAAUGCAGCUAAAAAACGCAAAGUUUUCAACUCUGCCAAGCAACGUUCAGAGGGGACAGAUAUAAGCGGUGCACCAAAAGCAGACCCGAGGAAACUUGAAAAAGCGAAAAGAGCCACUGCAAAUUGGCGCUCCAAGCAUGAGGACUUAGUAACGACAUUAAAAGCUGCAAGGGGUGUUACGAGGGCCAUGAGAACAGGUGCACCUCUGCCACCGCCCCCAUCCCAAACUAAGGUCAACCCAGAUUAUGUGCAAUGUCCAUCCUGCCAGAGGAACUUCAGUGAUGGUGCAGCUGAGCGACAUAUACCUUGGUGUAAAGAAAAAAAUAAAAGGAUCAACGUUAAUAAGAAUGCUUCUACCAAGGAGAGAGUAGCUGUCAGAACUCAGUACAAGCCGCCAUUACCAGGAGCUAAGAAAAGACAAAUAGCUCCUCCUAAGGCUGGUCCAGCAUUAAGAACAGGGAGGGCAGGUUCAGGGUCAUCUACUGGACAACUGGAGAGCCAGUACAGUAAUAUGAGCAUUAAGGAGAAAGCUGGUCGAGGCAGAGGGACAGGAGGACGCCCAGUACAGAAUGGACAAAAAGCCAGGAGUGCGAGCCUUGAGAGACGCAAUGAGAAACAAACUGACAGUUACCGCAGUGCAAGUGGUGACAGUACUCGAGGCAAGAGUAGAUACACUGAUGAUGAGGAUGAUUACGAUGGCUACGGUGACCCAGAGAUUGAUCGUUAUGGAAGGAGGAAACCAGGCCCCAACAACUUUUUACCCCAUCAACGAGUAAGAGCAGCAAAAGAACAGAGUUCCCCAAACUCAAGAACACCCACGCCGCCAUCGAGGAACACUCACUCUGGAGGAGGCCUCAACAGAAAGCCUAGCCUGGAGAACAUCAUCGGUCGACGAGCCUCCAAGUUCUGUCAUGAAUGCGGCACACAGUACCCGGUAGUCAAGGCUAAGUAUUGCUGCGAGUGUGGAACAAAGCGAACAUACCAAGAUUGAAAGGAUAGUAUUUAGGUUGGGAUAUUUUGUAUAUUUUCCUUUUUAAUAGAUGGUAUUUCUGGUGAUAAUCAGAGAGUCUGUAAACCUCCUGAUUUGUUUAAGGGCCAUGUCACACAAGGCAAUUUACGGGCAAGCAGUUCCAAGAA
Molecule: messenger RNA, 1388 nt
Organism: Asterias rubens (European starfish)
Lineage: Eukaryota; Metazoa; Echinodermata; Asteroidea; Forcipulatida; Asteriidae
Product: zinc finger C2HC domain-containing protein 1A-like
Exons: 8
Coding region: 139-1242 (367 amino acids)
Source: RefSeq, a predicted model, not a curated record